This is a messenger RNA of Neltuma alba, 784 nucleotides long. RefSeq lists its product as uncharacterized. The record is from RefSeq and is a predicted model, not a curated record. The coding region runs from base 80 to 766 and encodes 228 amino acids. Gene Ontology annotation, cellular component: membrane. The transcript has 2 exons. Lineage: Eukaryota; Viridiplantae; Streptophyta; Magnoliopsida; Fabales; Fabaceae.
UUUUAAGCUUCUCAAGCAGCAGAGGCUGUGGAAUAAACUCCUUCAGUCGGUGGAUUUCGGUGGCAAUAAUAUAUUGCACAUGGCGGCAAAGUACGAAUCGCAGUUUCAUCGGGGCCCUAGUGCCUUGCAGAUGCAACAUGACACCAAGUGGUAUAAGUAUGUGAAAUCGUUGGUGCCAUCCUACGCAGCAUUCCUUAAAAACCGAGAAGGUAAAACUCCAGAAGAAGUCUUCUUUACAUAUCAUAAAGAUCUUGUCGAAAAGAGUGAUGAAUGGCUUAGUCGUACAUCUGAAUCCUGCUCAGUGGUGGCCGCGCUGGUUGCCGGAGUUGCCUAUGCAACAUCAACCACUGUACCCGGUGGCAACGAUGACAAGACCGGCAAACCAACCUUAGAAAGACGUCCUGGAUUUGAUAUUUUUGCGAUCUCUGCACUCAUGGCACUCUGCUUCUCUGUCACUGCACUCAUCUUGUUCCUUUCCAUCCUGACCUCACGAAAACAACCCGCUGAUUUUAUGAAAAAAUUGCCUUUGAAACUUUUUUCGGCCUUAAGCUCACUGUUUCUGUCCAUUAUCUCAAUGUUCAUCUCUUUCUGCGCUGCGCAUUCCUUUGUGCUUGAGGACAAGUCCAAGAACUCAGUAGCGCUCAUCCUCUAUUGUAUCGUUUGUCUUCCUAUUUCCUUCACAAUUAUAGAAUUUCCACUCUACAUGGAUCUUUUCAGAGGUAUUUUUACGAAAGUUCAACGACCAUACUAUCAGAAAAGUAUUUAAAAGGGGUAGAAGGGGCAA